Molecule: messenger RNA, 9794 nt
Organism: Umbelopsis ramanniana AG
Lineage: Eukaryota; Fungi; Mucoromycota; Umbelopsidomycetes; Umbelopsidales; Umbelopsidaceae
Exons: 16
Coding region: 22-9690 (3222 amino acids)
Biological process (GO): protein targeting to vacuole; mitochondrion organization; protein retention in Golgi apparatus
Cellular component (GO): extrinsic component of membrane
Source: RefSeq, a predicted model, not a curated record
UAGAAGGUCGUGUCAUAAGAGAUGCUCGAAUCUCUGGUGACAACCCUUUUGAAUCGCUUUCUCGGAGCAUAUGUCUCCAACUUGAACUACAACCAGCUACAGAUAGGAAUAUGGUCAGGCGAUGUCGUAUUACGGGAUCUUCAGCUAAAAAGAGAAGCUCUCGAUAAGUUUGACUUGCCCGUCGACGUUCUGGAAGGUCACCUUGGUGAGCUCACUCUCAGCAUCCCGUGGUCUAACCUCAAGAACAAGCCCGUCAAAGUGUACAUCAACAACGUUUAUCUAUUAGCCGUACCUCGAAACGAGUCAUCUAUGACUGAGGAGGAACGAAAUCGGCGCCAUCAGCAGUUGAAGAAGGACAAACUAGCUAAUGCCGAGUUAUUAUCGGAUCCAGCGAAGAAUGCUCCUUCGGGUACUGUAGACCCCCAAGAGGAGGCUAAAAAUGACACCUUCAUCAACCAGUUGACCACCAAAAUCAUCGACAAUUUGCAAUUCUCCAUGAAGAAUAUUCAUAUUCGCUAUGAGGAUGAAGGAGCUGAUCAACUUCAGCCAUUUGCAGCAGGCAUUACGCUAGGCGAGUUGAGUGCCAUAUCGACAAAUGGGCAAUGGGUGCCUACGUUUAUUAGUGAGGCUACAAAUACGAUACACAAGCUGGCUACGCUGGAGUCACUAUCGGUUUAUUGGAAUACAAAUUCCAAGUCUUUGGCAGGAAAAGAGGAUGCCAUGGCUGCGUUUUCAGAGCUGAUUACCACUAAAUACAACGUGCCAAGCGAACAUCAAUACAUUUUAAAGCCAGUGUCAGGCACAGGAAGAAUCAACAUCAACAAACGGUUUGGAGGAGAGGUGCCAAACUUGGAUGCCACAUUAUUAUUUGACGAAUUGGGCUUUAUUUUGGACGAUGAACAAUAUCGUGAUAUUUUAGCUAUGAUUGAUGCUUUCCAUGCCACUUUGAAACGACAGCAAUAUCAUCAAUUCCGUCCUCCUAAAGAGCACACUCCAAAGAGUCAUCCCAGAGAGUGGUUCCAAUAUGCCGCAAUGGCUGUGAAAUCGGAAAUUCAUGAAACACAUUAUCGAUGGAGCUGGGAACAUUUCAAGGAAAGGCGCGACGAUAGAAUCCAUUACCUUGACUGCUAUGUUGCCAAUGAACUUGGAAGAGCCACUCCAAAUCAGGUCAUCCAGCUCAAUGCACUAGAAGAUAAGCUCAGUUACGAAGAUAUUAGAUUUUAUCGAAGCAUAGCCAAGAAUCGACUGCGACGUGAGCGUGCUGUCAUCGCCGUGGAGGAAAAGCGCAAGAAAGAAGCAGCAGCGAAGCGGCCUAAUCAGGGUGCAUGGAUUAGCAAUUGGUGGUAUGGAAGUUCCACCAAUCAAAUGGAUGAAGCAGACGAGGAGUUACAAAUGACAGACGAGCAGCGUCAAGAGUUAUACAAUGCUAUCGAAUAUGACGAAGAUAAAGCGGCUGUUACUACUGCUGUAGACUUCCCUGUGGAAACUAUGAAACUGUCCCUCAAGACCACCCUCAACAAGGGUUCCUUCAUGUUAAAGCGUCAUCCACACAACGAAAAGCCAACUGUGCUUGGAUCUCUUGUUUUCGAUAUGGUCACCACCAACUUUGUGCAGUUUAUGGAGGGAUUUAAAGUAACAGCAGCUCUUGGUGACGUUCGCCUCUACGAUGAUGUUACGGAAGGAACUUUGUAUCGACAGCUUAUUGGAGUCAAAGAUAAACCAACCGCGGAUGAUGAUGACAGUUCUCCUGUGAAUGCUAUCACUAAAUGGCAAUCUUCAAGGAGCCAGCCAUUCUUCUCAUUUGCCUUUGAACAUAAGCCCUUAGAUCGUCGUGCUGAUAAUGGUUUAACUUUGAAAAUGCACCAUAUUGAAAUCAUUUACAAUCCUUCCAUUGUCAGAGAAGUCAUCGGGUUCUUUACUCCUCCAGAGUCAAGAAUGGAUAGUAUCAAUGCUUUGAUCGAAGUGGCAGGAGAUACUUUGGAAGGAAUCCGAAAGCAGACCAGAGCCGGUCUUGAAUUUGCGGUGGAACAACACACAACGCUAGAUUUACGUGUGGACAUGGAUGCUCCCAUUAUCGCUAUUCCCGAGGAUUGUACCAGAUCUAAUACUCAAGUUAUUGUUCUUGAUGCUGGUCAUAUCAAUGUUGAAAGUCAGCUAGCUCCUCCUGAUGCACUGAAUGCUCUCAAAUCCAAAGCGAAAGAAGAUUACAAUGCCGAAGAUGACAUACAACUCCAAUCCCUUAUGUACGACAAGUUUUCAGUGCAAUUGACCCAAACCAAAGCUCUCAUUGGCUAUUCUGUAGAGGCUUGCCUCGAACAGAUACAAGAUCCAAAGCCUGAAAAUGAUUACUUGCACUUCGUUGAGCGUAUUGACAUGUCAUUCAUGGUUGAAAUGUGUAUCUUACCCAAGACAACGGAGAUGACGAGGUUCCGUGUAUCUGGACAUCUUCCGCUUCUCUCAGUGAACUUUUCUGAUCGCAAAUAUCGUACCUUGAUGACCAUAAUUGAUCUUGUCGUUCCAAAAAAUGAACAGCAAGACUCUACGGGAUCAACUAGUCCCAAUCAAAGUAACGAUCUCGCCACCGAUGACGAAGAGACCGUACAGAAACACGGAUCUCGAAAUAAUGUGAUAGCCAAGCUGUGGGGUCAAAACGAAGUUUUGGUGGAUUCUGACAGUGAUAGAGGCGACAGUGAUGAAGAAGACAAUAGCUCCAUCUCACCGUCUACUGUAACGACCGAUACUGAAUAUACGGAUCAUGAACUGGCACAAGGCAAACCGCGCUCUCAAAAGCAACCACCGCGCAUUAACUUGCAACAAAAGUUAUUCGAGUUCGAUUUUACGGUUGAUAAAGUCUCUGCCUCUGUGAGCGAAGUGUCCAAGAACUCUUCAAAGCAAGAAGAAUUGCUAUGCGAUUUGGUCUUCCAGCACUUCCAGCUCCACUUUGCCCUUCACCCUUACCACAUGGACGUUGACGUCGCGUUAAAAUCUCUCAAUGUGGUGGAUCGCAUGCCCCAUGGCCAUGAAUUCAAAUAUUUAGUUACUUCCGAGAGAAUUGAUGAAGCUGGCAAGGCUACUGAGGAUACCAAGAAUCUUGUCAAUGUCCACUAUGUUCGCAUCAACCCCCAAAGCCCAGAGUUACAGCAAAAGUACAAAGGUAUCGGACAGACAGCGGAUGUGACUCUUUCUACUUUGAAUUUGAUUGUUACCCAAAGUUCGGUGCUGAGAUUGUACAACUUUGUCUUGACCACGUUUACAUCUGGGCCUAAUGCUCAGCAGCCAUCUAUCCCGUUGCCUGCAGCGACUCAGACCGGAAAGCCUAGGUCGGCUUCUAACCCUAGUCACUUUGGUCGACGAUUAUCAUCUUUUGGAGAGGCUGAUGCUGAAGCAAAUUUGAUUGCCAGUGCCAACAAAAAUCAACUCCAACAAAAUAGCAACAUCAAAGUAGAUUUGAAAUUGGAGAGUGUCAAUUUGAUUUUGAACAAUAACGGUACAAGAUUGGCGACCGGUGCACUUUCCCAUGGUACCAUGGAUAUUUUGUUGUUCAACGAAAAACUGCAAGUCAAAGCCAAGUUUGGUAACUUCAUCCUGACAAACGAUCGACAUGAACGCUUGCCGCAUCAUUUGAGAAAGACCAGCAAGACAUUGCUAUCCAUGGAGGGCGACGAGCUUGCUGAUUUUAGCUUUGAAACCUUUUCCCCCAAGGAACCACAUUAUCCUGGAUACGAUCAAUUACUUUACUUCCGUAUGGGAUCUGCUCACAUGAAUUUCUUGGAAGAGCCAGUUCAGCAAGUGCUCCACUUUUUGUCCACGUUCGCGGAAAUGAAGUCAGUUUACGACAGAGCAAGACAGGCUGCCAUCGAGUCUGCUCAGCAGCUACAACAAGCCGUGACUAAACUGCACUUCGACUUCUUGAUCAAAUCGCCAAUUAUUGAAUUUCCAGGAGCCACACCAAAGUCUGCCUCCAGCAUUAUUACUGCCAGGCUAGGUGAAAUAUCUGCCACAAAUUCGUUCAAGGACGAUCAUUCUAAGCAGGGCUACCUCAACCUGAUCAAGGCGCAAAUUCGAUCCAUCAGCCUUUCUUCGAAACCAGCGUCGCAGCUAGUAGACGUUGAUACCAACGGAAAGAAUCAGUUGUCAAUCAUCAACGAUAUUGAUUUAAAUUUCGAUAUCGAAUAUUCAGACGGUUCUCUAGCGGCAGAGCGUCCAGAUAUCAAAAUUCUGGGUGGCAUUACUGAUGUUCGCAUGAACUUAACGCCACAACAGCUUGCCUGCUUGCUUGAGACUAUUAAUGCUGUUUCAAGAUCUUUGAGCAGUCCAGGCGAUGAUCGUCCCAACCUCGAACCCACCAAUACACAAAGUACUCGCUCGUCUGACAAGCAAAUCGAAGCUCCAAAAGAUGACAAUACGCAACAGUCAGAUGAUGCCUCCAUCACUCGUUUACAAAUGUCCAUGAUCAUGAAGCAAACUUACUUGGAACUGUUCUCAAAGGAUUCGGAUGGAAAUGAAGAAGAUCUUUCCACCAUGUCUUUGGCCAAAUUUGCUUUGAAUGAUAGUGAAUUGACUCUGAAUAUGGCUAGAGACACGUCUAUGAAAGUCGAUUUUGCUGUUCAAUCUCUGACGUUGAGUGAUACUCGUCCUGACGUUAAAAGUCGAUUCAAAGAGAUUAUGCGUGCCAACGUUCAGAAGGACCCUCAAUUUUCUGUUCACAUUGACAUUUCCAAACCAUAUCCGCAGCGACAUGGUAUUGUCAUUGUGGAGCUACAAAGUCCAAAAAUCAUUCUUUCUUUGGACCAUGUAUUCUCUCUUCGUGACUUCAUAACAAUACCCUUCGGCAGCACAGAGACUGAUGCUCAAAAGUAUGCCCAACAAGUCAAAACCCCAGAAUCCCAUCCUAGUCAACGUCGCAAGUCCAUUUCAUAUUCGAAUCAGAAUGAACAGUCCCAGGGUAUGGAGCUGUCUUACCGCAUUAACAUUACCGAUACGGAGGCCAUUUUGCUCGCCAACCCGACCUCGCCAUCAUCAGAGGCUGUCGUCUUGUCUGCUCAGCAGAUCAUGUUCUCUCAGCAAAGUAUCAUGGCAUUAGUAGUCAAGCAGGUUGGCAUGUUCUUGUGUCGAAUGGACAAACGGAAGGAAACUACCCUCAGUUUCAUCGAUACCUUUGACAUGUCCAUGAGUAGGGAUGACAAGUCAUCGACACCUGAACAUACAAUUCUCUCUUUCAUUGUUGAUGUGGAUGCUCUUGUUCUUCGGCUCUCUUAUCGUGAUGCCAUGCUUAUUCUUGACAUUGUCAACAAGGCUCUCGAGCUUUUGAAUCGUGGUGGACAAGAAUCUCAAGGCACACUUGCAGCCAACAACGACGAUAAUGCCGAUGACAGUGCUGUUGCAAAGAUGGCUAAGCGAAAGUCACUGACUUCUACUGCUGCCACUCUAGCCAACACACCUCAGAAUUUACGACUUGCCUCUUCGCCCAAUGCUGCUCCCGUUGUUGCCAGCGAGAUGCUCAAGGCUACUUUCCAAGGAAUGCGCCUUGUGCUUAUUGAAGAUAUCCACGAGCUUCCUCUUAUUGAUAUGAACCUUGAACAAUUCUCAAUCAAGGCGUCUGAUUGGUCAAAGUCGCUGCUCGUUGAUGUCGACUUCCAGUCAUAUGCAAACUUCUUCAAUGUCAAGAACUCACAUUGGGAACCUUUGAUAGAACCAUGGAAGUUCAAUAUGAAGCUCAUGAGGAGAUCUAACCUUGAUCCAUAUGCACUGCAAAUAUCUUCACGACGUAUGCUCGAGAUCAAUUUUACUCAUACCUUCGCUGAAACCGUGCUUUCCACUCUGUCCACUUGGGAUAAGGAGAAAGGAACAGCUUUAGGACUUGCGCGAGGUUCCGUUGCUCCCUACACGUUGCGAAACUGGACUGGCUAUCAACUUCAUGUUUGGAGUAUCAACGAUGACGACAAUAGUCAAACGGUAGUCGAGAUGAUUGCCAACGGCCAAGAGGUACCAUGGAGAUUUGACGAUUGGCGCGCUCGACGUCAAGCGAGCUACAAGGGAAACAACAUGCUUGGUUUACAAAUGCAAGGUGGUCCCCUUUGGGAGAGUCUCAAGAAUAUAUCUGUAGACCACGAAGGUGAACACAUGUAUGUGCUUCGACCCAAGAUUGAUGAUGUUGCACAUCGCCUGGUGGUAGAUAUCAAAUUGGUUGAUAAUGUUAAAGUGGUCACUUUGCGUUCUGCCAUGGUGGUGGAGAAUCGUACCCUUCUGCCAGUCGACGUAGUCAUGGUCGAUAAUAAGGGUAACAUGGCCUCGGAUAUACACAAGAUAGCUCCAGGCGACGACUAUGCUGUUCCCAUCGAAGCUUCCUACCAUCAUAGUCUGCGAGUCAGACCUGAUGCUGGAUUUGGAUAUUCAUGGAGUCGCCAGCAAAUCUUUUGGGCCGAUAUCACCCAAAACCGUUGUCCACGGUCUUUGGCUUGUUAUCCUGGAGAACGCGGACCCCCUCCUUUCCGAUUCCAGGUUCAUGGCCGAUAUGACAAGAAGAAUCCUUUAUCAAAGUACUAUCCAUGUUCCAAAAUUCGUUUGAGUGCGCCUGUAGAGAUUGAGAACUUGCUUCCGUACGACUUCAACUUCCGUAUCGUGGACAAAGACACUGGCCAAGACUUCAGUUCCUUCCUUCGCAAGUCUGGAACCAGUCCUUUGCACGUCGUUGAAAUGGGUCACUUAUUGCUGAUGAACAUCCAUAUGCAAGAAAGCGUUUAUAAACCCAGUGAAUUUGCGAUCAUAAGCACACACGACAACGAUGACCUUAACAUCGAUGACAAGUUUACGCUUCUGGAUAACGAUAACGUACCAUUGACGCUUAGAAUCAACUCAGUCGAGAUACCGGAAUCUGGUGGUGCACAUAAGUUCAGCAUUUACUGUCCGUACAUUAUGCUUAACAAGACUGGUCGUGACAUUGUCUACAAGGGAAAGCCAUUCAUGCAAGGUGCUAGAUUUACAGCUGGACAAAACGCGAUUAGGAAUCGUGGACGAAAGGCUGAGCCAUUCAUGUUCUCCUACCCCAAAAUUGAUAAUAGGAACAGAUGUCUAAUCCAAGUGGCAGAUUCUGGCUGGAGUCAGCCUAUUAGUUUGGAAGCAGUUGGAAGUGUCCAAGAUGUUGCGCUUCCAUCCAUCAACCGAGUGGAAGAAUUCCAUGUUGGUGUUUCCGUCCAAGAAGGCCAAGGCAAGUUCAAGCUUAUAAAGUUAAUCACUUUUACACCACGGUACAUUCUGCGUAACGACACUAGUCACGAUAUCAAGUAUCGUGAACCAGGAUCAAGAGCCGAUUCACUUCUCACCUCGAACUCUUCGCUCCCAUUAUACUUCGUGCGGCAGAAUGCCGAAAAGCAGUUGUCAAUCAAGUUCCCUGGUGUGGGCCACGCAUGGUCUUCACCAUUUAGUAUCCAAGAUAUUGGCAAGGUCCACGUGCGACUUGACACUGAGGAUGGGUCUCCACCCACCUUAAUAAAGGCCUCCAUGAUUAUGGAGGAUGCUACCAUCUUUGUCAUCUUCAAGGAGGAGAAAGGAAAAUGGCCAUACCUGCUCGUCAAUGAAACAUCAGAGGAUGUUCUCUUCUAUCAAGAGGAUCCUUCUAUGCAAGAUGAGUACGGCAACAAUCUGCAACCACGAGGCUUGAAGAAAUACCAUCUCAAGUCUGGAGAAUCUUUACGGUACUCAUGGGAUAUGCCAGCUGUCAAGGACAAGCAACUCAUCUUGAGCGUACAUGGAAGAGAACGGCGCAUCAACAUUCAAGAAAUUGGUGAUCAAAUACCGUUUAGACACAGGACUCGAGACGGUGGUUGGGAUAUUAUGUCCAUUGAUAUCAUUGCUCAAAACUCGACCCAAAUUCUUCGACUUUCUACCUACAAUCAAUCACAGAGUAUUUAUCGACCCCAGCCUUCGUCUUCAUCUGCUUCUGUGGCAUCGUCAGCUCGCGAAGGGUUCGAGACCGUUGAUGUAGAGCAUGUUGUGAACUUUAUCUUCAACAUCAAACUAGCUGGUAUUGGUGUCUCCAUCGUCAAUAAGCACAUGCAAGAAAUUGCCUAUGCAACAGCUAGAGAUUUGGAUGUCAAGAUAACCGAUUCAAACAUGUACACUUCACUGCGAACCAAUAUCAAGUGGCUCCAGAUUGAUAAUCAACUAUUUGGUUCUAUCUACCCCAUCCUGCUUUACCCAUCUGCGCUUCCUAAGGAUACAGAAGAUAGAAUCAUGGUGCCUACGUUCCAGCUUGGUCUUGAUAAGGUCAAGGAUGACACACACGGUGUAUCAUUCUUCAAGUAUUUCUCGGUCCUGCUUCAAGAAAUGACUUUCGAAAUGGACGAGGAUUUCUUGUAUGCCAUUAUUGACUUUACCCAAUUUAAUGUUGCUGGAUGGAACGCUGCUGAAACUGAUGUCCAACUAUGUGAUGACAAUUUGGAUAUUCCCGAGCCCAAGACUACCGAUGAUGUUGCCCAGCUCUACUUUGAAGUAUUCAACAUUCAGCCUGUUAAGCUUAAUUUGUCAUUUGUGCGAACUCAAGGUGUUAAUAUCGUCGAUGAAAGACCAACGGGUGACUCUGCUCUUAUGUUCUUAAUCAACGUGUUAACAAUGGCUCUUGGUAACAUUAAUGAGGCUCCAAUUCGAUUUAACGCCCUGGCAGCUGAAAACAUGCGCGUCAACGAUUCUGACUUGAUCAACCGUGUGACAAUGCAUUAUCGCGAGCAGUUCAUAUACCAGAUUCAUAAAGUACUUGGUUCUGCGGACUUCCUUGGAAAUCCGGUAGGCUUGUUCAACACCCUCAGUUCAGGUGUAGCUGAGCUCUUCUACGAACCUUAUCAAGGUAUGAUCAUGAAUGAUGGUCCUCAGGAACUUGGAAUUGGUAUCGCAAGAGGUGUAAGCGGUUUUGUGAAGAAGAGUGUGUUCGGAUUCUCUGACAGCUUCACCAAAUUCACUGGAAGUAUUGGCAAAGGACUGUCAGUUGCUACGAUGGACAGAGCAUAUCAAGACCGUCGCCGCAUCAACAUGACGAGAAACCGCCCCAAACAUGCCCUCUAUGGUGUAACAGCUGGUGCAAACUCGUUUGCCAACAGUUUUGCCAGCGGUGUAGCUGGUCUGGUGAAACGACCAAUUGAAGGCGUCGAGAAAGACGGUGUUGGAGGAUUCUUUACCGGUGUAGGCAAAGGUCUUGUUGGUGUGGUCACCAAACCCAUGGUCGGCGUAUUCGACUUGGCCAGUAAUGUGACCGAAGGUAUUCGUAAUACCACUGCAAACGACACUCUCAUCGACCGCGUACGAGCACCUCGACACGUUGGUGCUGAUGGAAUUCUCACACAAUACUCCACGAGAGAAGCACAAGGUCAACUCUGGCAAAAGAUGGUUGAAGGAGGCCAAUACAGCAAUGAGAACUAUAUAGCUCAUUGCGAAGUACAAGACACAGAGGUUGUCGCCAUCCUUACCGACGCAUCCAUCAUGCUAGUCAAGACCCGUCGCUUAACUGUCGACUGGAGAGAGCCAUUUACCGAAAUACAAACCAUCAAAUGCGAACCCACCGGUGUUGCUAUUUAUCUUCGAAGCAGAGCCUGGGAGCCUUUCAUCAUCAUCUCUGACAGAAGGAGCAGAGAGCAAUUUUUCAACCAAAUCGAGAGUACUGUGGUUCGCUGGUCUCGCAAGGUUAGACCAGAAUACUAAAUAAAGAACCCAGGUAGACGUAGAACUUGUAUAUAUCAGUUUUUAAAAAAAAGUCUUAUAUCUUAGCUUUUGAAUAAAUGAAACGAUAUCCUAUUGUCAAGCUA